Molecule: messenger RNA, 3363 nt
Organism: Zonotrichia albicollis (white-throated sparrow)
Lineage: Eukaryota; Metazoa; Chordata; Aves; Passeriformes; Passerellidae
Gene: PDE1C
Product: phosphodiesterase 1C
Biological process (GO): signal transduction
Molecular function (GO): 3',5'-cyclic-nucleotide phosphodiesterase activity
Source: RefSeq, a predicted model, not a curated record
AGAUUUUUGUUUUCCUUUCUUUAGAUUGCGGUCUUUGGUAAAGCAAUUGGAGAGAGGGGAAGCUUCAGUUGUAGAUCUAAAGAAGAAUUUGGAAUAUGCAGCGACUGUUCUUGAGUCAGUAUACAUUGAUGAAACUAGGCGUUUACUGGACACAGAAGAUGAACUCAGUGAUCUCCGGUCUGACUCCGUGCCCUCAGAGGUCCGUGACUGGUUGGCUUCCACCUUCACACGGCAAAUGGGGAUGAUGCUUAAAAGGACUGAGGAAAAACCGCGGUUCAGGAGUAUCGUCCAUGCAGUGCAAGCUGGGAUAUUUGUGGAAAGAAUGUACAGGCGUACUUCAAAUAUGGUCGGCUUGAGCUACCCACCAGCUGUAAUUGGAGUGCUAAAGAAUGUAGACAAAUGGUCCUUUGAUGUGUUUGCACUAAAUGAUGCCAGUGGGGAUCAUGCACUGAAAUUCAUUUUCUAUGAACUUCUCACACGCUAUGAUCUGAUCAAUCGUUUCAAGAUUCCCAUAUCUGCCUUGGUGUCUUUUGUGGAAGCUCUGGAGGCUGGCUACAGUAAACACAAAAAUCCUUAUCACAACCUAAUACAUGCUGCAGAUGUCUCACAGACAGUCCAUUACCUCCUUUUCAAGACAGGCACUGUGCACUGGCUGACAGAGCUGGAGAUCUUCGCUAUGAUUUUUGCAGCUGCUAUACAUGAUUAUGAACACACUGGCACCACCAACAAUUUUCACAUCCAGACAAGGUCAGACUCAGCCAUUCUAUAUAAUGACCGGUCUGUGCUUGAAAAUCACCAUGUUAGUGCGGCGUACCGUCUUUUGCAAGAUGAUGAAGAGAUGAAUAUUUUAUCUAAUCUCUCAAAGGAUGAUUGGAGGGAAUUUAGAGCUCUAGUCAUUGAGAUGGUGCUGGCUACCGAUAUGUCCUGUCACUUCCAGCAAAUCAAAGCUAUGAAGAAUGCUUUGCAGCAACCAGAAGGAAUUGACAAGCCGAAAGCCUUAUCACUGUUAUUACAUACAGCAGAUAUCAGUCAUCCAGCCAAGGCCUGGGAUCUCCAUCAUCGCUGGACCAUGUCUCUGCUAGAGGAGUUCUUCAGACAGGGUGACAAGGAAGCAGAACUAGGGCUGCCCUUCUCUCCUCUAUGUGAUCGGACAUCUACUAUGGUUGCUCAGUCUCAAAUAGGUUUCAUUGAUUUCAUUGUGGAACCCACCUUUACUGUGCUGACCGACAUGACAGAGAAAAUUGUGACUCUGCUAAUUGAUGAAGCUUCCCUCUCUGACCUGUCUGGAUUUAGGCGUUCCAGUUUGAAUAGCAUUAGUCACUCUGAAGUAAAAAGAUCAAGUGUCAAGAGCACUGGGUCCGAAGGAAGUGCCUCACUCAACUGCUCCAUACUCACUGAGGACUUCAAAUGUUUUAAAGCCACCUGGACUGAGGUGGUGCAGCAGAACAGAGAGAAAUGGAAAGCACAAGCCACCAAAGAAGAAAAGGCUAAGAGAGAAGCAGAGGAAAAUGCUUAUCAGGGAACAGAUGAAAAGGAAAGAGAUGAACAUGACGCGAAGCCAGGUGAAGAUGUCACAGAAGCAAAGACAGAAAAGAGCAAAGAAUCAAAUCCUGGGGAAAGCAAAAGGACAGAUUCCAGUAAGAAUCCUGUAAAUGGCACUUGGCAAAGUAGUAUGAGCAAACAUGAAGCCUAUCAAGGGAAAAAUGCAGCUAGGACAGAUAAGAAAAUGGAUCCUCAUCAUACUGUGGGAGAAGAGAAACAGCAUGUCCUGAAUGAUGAAUCAAAGGAAGACAACAAAUUGGACAGAAAAUAUAAGUGUAGCGUGGGGGAUGAAUCAAAGAAAACAGAUGCCAUCAAACCUCAACUGCAUUACCUCAGGAGGACUACUCACAACCCAGGAGAGUAUUUCCCUGCUUUACAGAAGAAAUUGGAGGAAAAUCCAGUGAGAGGUAAGGUGUUUGACAAUAAGGGAAGAAUGAAGAAAAUUCAACAUAUUCCCCAGAGUUGGAAGAGGAAAUAGCAGAAGAGGUAAAAGAGGCCUUCUUCUGGAAUGGCAGACAGAGGACAUUGUGGAAUCAUUGCACAGGCUACACUGCAUUGACAGCAGCAGCAAUUUAACUAAAACCAAGUCUAUGAUUUAACUAUACGAUAUAAUGGACAUUUUGUUAGAAAUUUCUUCAGUGCCUUAUUAUUGCAGCAUAUGCUCGCUUAGUACUAAAAUAUUGGUCUGUUACCUUAAAAGAAUUACAUACACAAAGUAAUUGUAUGUGACUUACCUCCUAUCAAAUUAAGUCAAUGCUUUCCUAGAUUAUUGGUUUCCUUAUGGUGUUCUCAAUGUGACCUUCUGCCUACCACAGUUAAAACUACUCCUAUUUCAGACUGGGUGGGAAAUUUUUUUCUUUCCUAACAGUACUGAGAAUAAAUGUCCUCCUCUCAGUCUGAUAGGUAUUCAGGAGGAUGCAGGCAGGAGGCUAGAUUACAAAGGGUCCUCUGUCUUCACUCACUAGAAAAGGAACAUAUAGCACAACAUUAAAAUUGUUCGUUGCUCAAAUUCUGUUGAAUGCUACAUAACACCGAUUGUCUUUUAUGACACUAAGUUGGAUUUGACUCCAUGCAUUCUUUCAGUACACAGUGUCCCAUGGGCCUGAGUUUCACAGUUGAACAUGUCCCCUGUGAAAAGUUCCUCUCACCCCCAGAUUUUGCACUUUGAGAAACAGUGGCAAAUUUUUUCCCAAGAGGGAAACAAUUGUUUCUCAAGCCUCUUUUCCCAAGCCCUGGUGAUUUAGAUACUGCUUCAACUGUCCCUUUGCAGUCCUCUUUUUACUUUCCUCACAGGGAAACCUAGUCUACUGUUCAUUUUUCUUGCUGCUCUUCUCUAUAUCCUUGUUGGUUUUAAUCUCCUUUUGAAAGGAGAGAACAAGCCCUGCAUACUGCUCAAGUUGCAGGUAUACCAGAAAUGUUUAAAAAAAUGUAAUUACACUUUCUGUUCUACCUUCCAUGCUUUUCUGAAUAGAUUUUAAAGUUGUACUUUCAUUUUUGAACCUUCUUCAGGACUGAACAGUAGUUUCUGUAGAAUUUUCUGUAAAAAAUCCUAAUUAAUGUUUAGCCCAAGUACACAUGUGGACAUCUGGAGUUAGUGUUGCCUCUCUCUAUAUGCAUCUUUCUGCACAAACCAACCCUGAAUUGGUGGAUUUGCCAACUACACUUAAGUAAGCUGCUGCUUCUUCAUCUUUUCUACUUCUUCACUUUUUCUUCAUUUCUGUUCCCUACUUGCUUUCUUCUUCCACCCACAACUUUUCCACAUCGUAUCUUCUGGAGAAGCACAUUGAAUAGCAGAAGCAACAAUCCUUCUUUACUAUGAAU